AUGGGGCAAAUUGUAAAUUUACUCAAAACACUGCUAUGUAUACAGAAAGAGAGGGAGAAAGAUCGUGAAAGAGCCAAUGCUCGUAAUGGCGGUAAAGGGAAGACCAAAGACGACGGAUUGACCCCUGAACAACGCCGUGAAAGGGAUGCAAAAGCACUCCAAGAAAAGGCUGCAAAGAAGGCAUCACAGGCUGCAGGGAGUGGUGGUGAUGCAGGAGGUAAAAACACCAAGAAAUAA
Molecule: messenger RNA, 237 nt
Organism: Lactuca virosa
Lineage: Eukaryota; Viridiplantae; Streptophyta; Magnoliopsida; Asterales; Asteraceae
Source: the annotation of a GenBank genome assembly